Chelmon rostratus (copperband butterflyfish) is the source of this 1472-nucleotide messenger RNA. Its product is annotated as transmembrane protein 272-like. NCBI's taxonomy places the organism in Eukaryota, Metazoa, Chordata, Actinopteri, Chaetodontiformes, Chaetodontidae. The transcript has 5 exons. Bases 104 to 634 code for a protein of 176 amino acids. The record is from RefSeq and is a predicted model, not a curated record.
GGUGGAGGUUUGGCAUCUUGUGAGGCGCGGUUGCAGCUCGGAGUCACACAGCACGGCAGACACGGGACAGGUAAAGCGAAGGUUGGAGUCCUCAUUACCAAUAAUGUCGAACACUGGACUUAUUCAGCACCUCCGCAGCCCCCCUCAACCCCCCACCCCGAUACUAGCUUGUUCAAAGUUGGUUCUUUGUGCCAUGCCCAUUGCUCAGAUUGCAAUUGGUACAGUAUAUCUGCAUGACUGCCCGCAGGAGGACCACAUCCCCAUCUAUCUGAUAGUGCUGGGAGUCUUUAGCCUGACGCUGACGCUGCUCUCCUGCCUUCCCUGCGCCAAUGAGCCCAAAGACGGCACCACCAACCCGCUUAGUCGAGUCUGCACGGCCUGGAACUCCUUGACGUCUUUCUUCCUCUUCUGCUGGUUUAUUGCUGGUAAUGUGUGGAUCUACUCUAUUUACCAGCCCAACUACAACAAGAACACGACAACCGUGGAGCCCUACUGCGACAGGACGCUGUACCUGUUUGCCUUCUGGACCACCACCCUGGUCUACAUCCUCCUCGGCCUGUUCCUGUUCUGCGGCUGCUGCGUCCUCGUCUGCUUCUACCUGUGUGGCCGAGCCGACCCCGACGACAACAUCUGAAGACGAACAGACGGACAGGGAGUCAGGUGCAUCUAAUGGGGCUGCACACGAUGCUGUUUGUGUUUCUGCUGCGCAUGUACCAAAACCCAAGAGGCACUUUCCUGUUGUGGGAUGCUGUGGGAUGGACGGCGGCACAGUUCACAAUGCAGCGGUCUUUCAGUCUUUGUUUGAAUGUCUAAUGUUAAAAUGAAAAUUAAUGUGACUGUUUCAUACUUACACACAAGAAUAAUCUGUCACCGCCUUCUUUUUGGCAGCCCCGGACGGUACAUGCUUGAGUCUGAGACGCUCCAGAUUUUACUGAUUAUGAACGAUGUCUGUAACUGUUUCUUCAAUGCUGAGCCCUUCCUACGUCUGCAGAAGCUGCUUUGCAUUCUGUUACCAGGAGUUUCUCCCGCCAUCCUUCCAAAAGAUAAAUGAGACGCAUUGUUUACAUGUUGAGCUGUAAUUUGUACAGUAGUUACUUUGUUUUUUACUUUCAUGCUCAUGAUUGUUGACGGUUUGUCUCAGGACUGCGCUCUAUAAAACACGUUCACAUUAGACUCAUGGAACCAGUCGUACUCCACAUGUUACCCAUCAUGCACUUUACUAGACAAUGAUUUGAUGACGUCUUAAGCAUAUAUGAAAUACGACAUGAUACCUAAUGCUGUGCUUUGUUUCCAACAGUUUUGAUGCUUCACUUUAUGGUUUCUAUUGUGUAACAUUUAUUCACAACACAGAUCACACUGUGUCAGAUGAGUUUCAUUCCUAUCAGAUACUAAAUAUUAAGGUAACAGACAGGUCAUCAUGAUAGAAAGACAUGUUGUAUUUAUCAUCUGCAGAAUUAAAAGAGAAAAAUGUG